Molecule: messenger RNA, 3579 nt
Organism: Oncorhynchus tshawytscha (Chinook salmon)
Lineage: Eukaryota; Metazoa; Chordata; Actinopteri; Salmoniformes; Salmonidae
Product: zinc finger protein 385A
Exons: 8
Coding region: 516-1853 (445 amino acids)
Cellular component (GO): nucleus
Molecular function (GO): zinc ion binding; nucleic acid binding
Source: RefSeq, a predicted model, not a curated record
UUAAGAAGCAGAAUUAGCUGCUGGAAUUUUGUGCACUUGUUUCGUUCUCUCUAUGGGGGUGGAAAAGCAAGGAAGGGUUGAAGAAGAAAUAGUGGGAGAAAAAGAGAGCAAUAUAAAAGGAAAUGAAGAGUAAAAGAGGGGAGGAAAAGAAAAGGUGAGUGAGCGAGUUAUGGCAAGACGAGAGAAAAGUGGAGAGAGAACUGAUCUCUGCUUUACAGUGGGUACGUGACUGCGUGCCCACGACUCUCACUCACUCACUCACUCUCACUCACUCACUCUCGCUCACUCACUUUCUGAGUUUGUGUUUUUGCGGUUUGCUCUCUGUAGUAUUUUGAUUGACGUGUUUUCUUCAAGUAACAUGUAAUUUUAAAGGAUCUGCUCUCAUCCCUCUGUGUACAAAAGGACAUAUAGUGUUUUAUCUCCUCAUUUAUACUGGUUGAUACACAUUUCUUCUGGGAAAUCUGUACAACUUUGAAGUACUGGAUCCAUUCAACCAAAGAGGAGAGGAGCUGCCAAUGUGGGGCCCAGGCAGCAUGAACCGUCCAGGGUUGGUCCCUGCCUUCUUCAGGACCCCCACAGUGAUCCCGCCCCCGCUGGACAUGAAACAGUUCCUGCCGUUCCCAAUGGACACAGCUCCACCACAACACAGCAUGGGCCUCUUCCACAACUUCAACACCAACAGUUACUCAACAAUGGACCCGGUACAGAAGGCAGUGAUGAACCACACCUUCGGCCCCCCCAUGAUGAAGACCAAACGACCCAUCAUCUCCUGCAAUGUCUGCCAGAUCCGCUUCAACUCAGAAAGUCAGGCAGAGGCCCACUAUAAGGGGAACCGCCACGCUCGGAGGGUAAAAGGCAUUGAGACCUCCAAGACUCGCCCCCAGGAGGGUGACAAGCUGGCCACUCUCCCUACAGCCACCCCCUCUCCACCAGGCCCCUCACCAUCCAGCCCAAGCCCUAACCCUAGAAAACAGGAUGACGUCCAGUCCCGCCCACAUUCAAACGGCUCAGACAUGACACCCAGCCCCAUCCCCAUGUCGGUCCAAGACACCUCCCUGCUCCCUGUGUGUCCAUCCCUGCCCCCUUUGAGUACACCUAUGCCCACCACCUCCACCUCCAUCCCCUCCCCGGUCCUUUGUGCCCCUCAGAUGGACACCCCCAUGGCGGGCCCCCCUGACACCCUGUCCCCGGCCCCCAGCCUCUUUUCAGGGGAGUCUGAGGAGGACAAGGCCAAGAAGCUGCUCUACUGCUCACUGUGCAAAGUGGCCGUCAACUCCCUCUCUCAGCUAGAGGCGCACAACAAAGGUACCAAACACAAAACCAUCCUGGAGGCAUGGAGUGGGCUGGGCCCCAUAAAAACGUACCCUCGACUGGGCCCUAACCUCAGCCCAGACCAGGCAGGGGGGCUGCCCUCGGACCACAACACUCAGGAACGCACCUUCCACUGUGAGAUCUGCAACGUGAGAGUGAACUCUGAGCUGCAGCUCAAACAGCAUAUAUCCAGUCGAAGGCAUCGGGAUGGAGUCGCAGGGAAGCCCAAUCCCCUCCUUAGCCGGCAUAAGAAUCGCACAGACUUUGUGUCAUCCUUGACCUUCUCAAAGGAACUUCCAAAAACUCUGGGCCAUGGACUGUUUCCUAACCCCCUGGCUGUUGCCGCGGCGAUGGCAGCCGCUGCCUCCUCCAAUCAGCUGGGUCAGCUGCGUGCCCCUGGUCCCAUUUCUCACACUCAGAACUACCAUCCUCACCACCACCUCUUACAGGGCACACUACAAGGCACACACCUCAGCCUCCUAAGGCCCGCCCCUGGGCCUAUGCGCACCACCCAUGGGCCAAUCCUCUUCUCCCCUUAUUGACGGUAAUGGGAUGGGGCACUAUCAGGAAGGAGCACACUGUGAAGUAAACAGGGAAAACCAUUGAUAGAAAAUAAACAGAUGUUAAAACUUAAAUAUUUGAAAUAGGAAAGACUAUGCCUUUUCCUCUCUACCCUUCCACCCUUUUUUGUUUAAUAAAUUCCAAAGCAAAGGAUGGACAGCUUGCAGACAUUUUAAAGAGGAAGGAUGCAUGACAGACUAAGAUGGACUUUCUGUCAGUGCUUUCCCUUCGUUAACCCUCCUCUAACCUUCCGUUAAGAAUAUUUGUACAGGUCAAACUUGUAUCCUGGCUGAGGGUGACUCAGUAGACUGAGUGUUCUAUUUCCUCCACAUCUCUGCAUUUCUGGUUCAGUGAACUCCCAUCCAAAGCCAUCUGCAAUAUACGUUGCAUACUGCAAAACCCUGUUGGGGUGUUCAAUAAUCUAAGUGCAGUACCUAUCUACAGGUGUAGGAUCUCAAUUUAAUCAACCUGUUGCAGAAAAUUUGUAGUGUAUUUGAGUCCUAAAAAGGCCUAUGGGGUUUGUAAUUUCCACUUUGAAAUUUCAGACUUGACUUUCCCUUAUUAAAAAUGGAUCAACCCCUACAAAAAUGUCCAUUAAUUAUAAUCCACAUAAUAAUUCACAUUUCCUGUUGCUGCAGGAUUAUUUCCUGCUGUAGCAAACUGGAUAAAAUGAAGAUCCUACAUCUGUACCCCACUCUGUAGUUCCAGGUUCUAGAUUAGGUGCCUGCUCUGCAGAUCCAGGCACAAGGUACAUUGUACUGUAUGUUUCCAGGUUCUAGAUAUAUGUUCUAGUGUUGUGUUGAGGAUAAUAGAUGUUAGUCUAUAUAUCCUCUGUUGUCAGAUCAGGUGAGAGAGAGAGAGAGAAGUGAAGGAAGCAAGGAAGGAAUAGAGAAACCCCACUGUAACUCAAGGCAGAAAUGUGUACUGAAUGCACCAAGGUAGAGCUAAAUGUUUUUAAGAAAUCUGAAUAAGAUAUUUUAAGAAAUGUGAAUGAAUGCAAUGAAAAAUGAUGGACUUGUGAUAAACCAUCUGUGUGUGUGCGUAUGUGUGUAUUCUGGAGAUAGGUAGAGAUAGAUGAAGCACGCAAUUAUGCCUCAAUGGUGACCCCUUUCAUUCAAACUGGAAACUACUCAGCGAGACAGCUAAUUUUAGAACCUUUACUCAAAACUUAAGUAUGUCUGCACAGUCCCAACAAAGUGUGGUAUUAGGGUGUUAAGGGAAUUGUUUCUACACAGUUAACAACAGGGGGAGGCUUAGGGAUAUCUGAUGGCACCACCCUCUUCUAGUGAGAACACAAGGGAGGUGGGUUUUCCCUUCCAGGAGUGAUUGCUGACCUGUGAUCCUACACCCAGAUGGUAGCAUGUUGAGUGUGGUGUGAGUGAGAAACACUGUGAUGGAUGUUUGAAGUGAAGAAGUAGGACACGUUUGUUACAGUUCACAAAGGGGAAAUUAAUAUGAACCUGUAUUUUCUCUCACAUGCUCAUCACAAGCAGCGAUGUGAGUGAUAGUAGUAUAAUAUGAGAUAUCAAGCCAAAAUUUUCUCCAGAGUAAUGAAAUGAAUCAUAUAUUUCCACUUUAAGAGGAGACCGUUGUCCUAUUCUGCCUCAUGUACACUACCGGUCAAACGUUGUAGAACACCAACUAAUUUAAGAGAUUUUCUUUAUUUUUACUAUUUUCUACAUUGUAGAAUAAUAGUGAAGACUUCAA